GCUACAUCGUUGGGUAAUAGAAUCCACGGCCGAUGCGACAUCCUCACCUCCUCUUGGCUGUAUAAAAGCCCCUGCAGAUAUCUGGCAACCCCGGACCUGACCCAAGGAUUGCCUUAUCUCCCGUGACCUCAAUUUUUCUUUCGUCACCCCUCCUUCCAUAACUUACCUCAUCCAUCAUCCAUUCAUCCAUUCAUCCAUUCAUCCAUUCAUCCAUUCAUCCACCCUCUGUAUCAAACCCCCUCAAAAAAACGACCUACAAAAAUGUCAACCCCCUACCUAACCGCCCUCCAACGCGACGGCUUCGUAGUAAUCCCCUCGCUCCUUAACCCCACCGAAGUGUCCGAAUUCCGCGCCGUCGCGACAGCCGCCACCACCAAGACACGCGCCGGCGAAUGGCCACACUUCCGGACCGUACCCAAGCAGUUCCCGCCGUGGCCGACGACGCCGCCGCCCGCCUCGGAGGGCGGGAUCUGGGGCGUGCAGCACCUGCUGCAUCCGGAGAUGCCGGGGCGCGGGGAAUUCGCGCGGUUCUACUUCUCGGAGAAGGUGCUGGCGGUGGCGGAGGAGUUGCUGGGCCUGGGCGCGGGCAGAGGCGAGACGGGGGAGGAGGAGCCGCUGGUCAUGGAGCUGUUUAAUCUGCUGGUGGCGCCGGAGACGAAGGACUUCGAGCUGCGGUGGCAUCGCGAUGAUAUUCCCGACACGGUGACGACCGAGGAGGAGGAGCGGUUGUUGCAUGCUAAGAGCCCCGGGGGGAAGCAGUCGCAUGCGCAGUAUAACCUGGCGCUGUGUCCUGAUGCGUCGUUGAUUGUGGUGCCGGGGUCGCAUCGGCGGGUGCGGACGGAGGCGGAGCGCGCGGCGGCGCCUUAUGAGCCGAACAUGCCGGGUCAGCUGGUGGUGGAGCUGCAGCCGGGCGACGCGGUGUUCUACGACAGCAAUAUCCUGCAUCGCGGGUCGUAUCAGGCCAAGCCGGAGGGAGGGGAGGAGUCGCGGUUGACGCUGCACGGGAGUAUCGGGUUGAAGGGAUCCGGCGGCGACGAGGCGGACAAGAAGGUGCGGGCGACGGCGGUGCUGCAGCACGGCGUCGGGGCCUGGGUGCAUCGCGACGAUGCGGCCUUUGGUAUUGGGGAGCGCGCCGAGAAGAUGCGCGCGAAUCUGGUGGCAAUGGGAACGGGCGAGGGCGUGGGAUAUUCUCUACAGGGGUAGGACGAGGUUGAAGGUCAAUUGAUCCUGGACUCGAAGAAUGGAACCGUUGAGAAAAUGUUGAAAAAACCGUCUCGCUCAUAUAUAUACACCAGGCCAUGAAAAUAAACAAGAGGGUA
This is a messenger RNA of Aspergillus steynii IBT 23096, 1319 nucleotides long. RefSeq names its product phytanoyl-CoA dioxygenase family protein. The record is from RefSeq and is a predicted model, not a curated record. The coding region runs from base 262 to 1203 and encodes 313 amino acids. NCBI's taxonomy places the organism in Eukaryota, Fungi, Ascomycota, Eurotiomycetes, Eurotiales, Aspergillaceae. The transcript has a single exon.